Messenger RNA from Rhododendron vialii, 975 nucleotides. RefSeq lists its product as uncharacterized. Lineage: Eukaryota; Viridiplantae; Streptophyta; Magnoliopsida; Ericales; Ericaceae. The record is from RefSeq and is a predicted model, not a curated record. The transcript has a single exon. Bases 224 to 730 code for a protein of 168 amino acids.
UUUCAAAACUCAAAUGGUAUGUAACGACUUGAAGGCAUCAAUAUAACCUACCUAAAAGGAGUUGGCCAGUCUAGCAGAAUCACACAACAAGAGUAGCCUCAAGCAAUAGAGAUGGGUAAACCAUCAAAACAGACAUUCCACCUUUUCAAUGACUCAAAAAAUUACACUCAUUAAUUGAACAAUAUCAGAAGCACCUCUUGAAAACCCAACAUUCAUUCUCUGGAUGAUUUCAUUCUUUGCCUUCAUUCUUCUUUUUGUGAUUUCCACAUACAAAGUUUCAAGAAAUAGUAUACAUCUUGCUAAACAAAUGGGAAGUGGCAAUCCAAACAAACCCCAUUAUGAUAUUACCAUGUCAAAGAGAACUAGAAAGCCAUUGAAUCUCCAAAUGGAAGCUGAUCCGAUCCUCCCAAAAGCCGCAUCUCUGGAGAACGAAAUCCUUACAAAAGCCAUCAAAAAAGAAGAAGAGAAGUCUUCUAGUGAAGGAGAAGAGAGUGAUCACAAAAGCUUGCAACAACUUAUCAAAACCAGGAGUCCUCUUGGCCAGCACUUCACUGAAGAGAAGCAGCUUCAGUUGGUUGUUAAGCAUCAAGAAGAGGACUUAAAUGGAGUGAAGUUCAAAGGACUGGUGAGUCGGUAUGCAAGAGUUCUGAGCCGUUUGAUCAAAAUCAAGCGGGACUCCCAUUUAAGGCCCGGAAAAAUACCAACCCUCCGAUUGACACCCAAACAGUAGGUUUGAUCAAGUGGGUGUGGAUCUUUAUCAUCUGCUACGACUAUGAUAUAAUGUGGCUUGUAAUAGCCUGUGUGCUACAUGCUUCACUGUAUGUGCCCUUAUCUUUGGCUACGCCUACAUUGGUCUUAGACUUGUCAUUGUUGGUGUGAUGAAAUAUUAAAAUAUGAACUGGAACUGCAAUUGUUCACAUGAAUGCAGGGAUAUUCCAGCCAUUCCAUUAUACGAAAAAUCUUUGUUUUCUAUCA